Musca domestica (house fly) is the source of this 2794-nucleotide messenger RNA. Its product is annotated as fibroleukin. NCBI's taxonomy places the organism in Eukaryota, Metazoa, Arthropoda, Insecta, Diptera, Muscidae. The coding region runs from base 705 to 2666 and encodes 653 amino acids. The transcript is spliced from 6 exons. The record is from RefSeq and is a predicted model, not a curated record.
GGAAGUAGAGAACGCCAUCUAUGGUUUGUAAUAACUAACUUUUUAAUUUUGUAACUGUUAAAGAGAAAGAUCACCAGAAUAAAACAACAACGGUAAAAAAAGGCGGCAAAUGUGUGCGUCAUAUGGUUAUUGAUUGGAUGCUUAUCAAGAAGUGUGGUUGAAAUGAAAAAUAAGGCUAAACAACUCAAAAACGUAUUGUUAAAUAUGUGCACCGGACGUCUGUGAAGAAGAAUUCAUGCAAAACUGUUGCAAAUAGAAAUGAGCCCACAUGAUCACUGCAACAAAUGGAUACCAACAGGAAGUAACCAAGCCGUUGGAAGCUGUUCUCAAUACUAACGCCAUCUACAGUCCGCUGUGGUCCUAUAUGUUCAACACAACACAAGACUGGCCAGAAAGAGGGAACAUAUGUUGGCAUCUGAUGCCUUUAUGGCGGUGACCCCCAAAACUUUUUGCAUGCUUUAUAUUGUCGAUGACAGUGAAAGAUGAAAGAUCAACACACAUACUAAUUCAAUAUUGCCAACAUCUGGAAAUAGUUUAUUUUCUUUUUGUAUAUAUUUGUCUGGUUUACUUAAAAUUCAAUUUGCGCUCCCCCAUGGAUUGUGAGUUGGUACAAGGCAUACAUAGGGCUUUUCAGUUGAUUUUGAAUAUUGGAGGAGACAACAGCAUCUUAGGAAAAACAACGGAUAAAAGGAAUUGGAAACAAAAUGAUGAUUUCGUAUUUGUUUAUGGCAAUUUUGGCCGGUAAUCUAUAUAAUCAGGUCAACAGUGCUGGCUUACCUAAACCCACACCCCUUACCCGCAUUCUAAAUGAAGGGCGUCUGGAAAAUCAAGGCACCUUGGAGCACAAAAUUGAGUUUAUGCUUGAAUCUAUUACACGCAUGGAAAGUUCAAUACAAAAUCUCCAAGAGAAGUCGCAUACCUGGUCUAUAUUUCAACAUCACAUUGAGUCGUGGAAUGAUGGUUUGCGUGUCUUGGAAAAUAAAAUAGAUUUUUUGAAACGUUCACACGAAGAUCAACAAUUGGCCUUGAAUAAAAUGGAUAUUACUUUGCACGAAAAUACGGAUAUAAAUGAAAUAAAGGAUGCCCUGAAAAAGGAGCAAACCUUGCAAAAGGAAUCGGCCACCAAAGUAAAUGCAAUACUAAGGCACUUGCAGACAAUGCACAAGGAGAAGAAUGGAAACAUAAAUGCUUCGCAUGGCAAGAAAAAAUCAAAUCUAAUAGCAGGUGAUGCUGCCAUGGCAGAUACCCAGUCAUCGACAGGCCACUGUAAUGGUAGCCAUAAGCUGGAACAACGUUUAAAUAGCAUUCAACAUCAAAUGGCAUUGCAAAGGGAUUUGAAACAGCUGCAUUCCAUGGACAAACGUAUGAGCAAAUCUAUUGAACAUUUAUCCCAGUCUAUGACUCAUGCCUUGGAUAAACAAGACGAGUUAUCUUCACGUCUGCAGCGAUCAAAUGAAUGCUGUUAUGCUCUGUCCAGUGAACUGACCACAUUUACCGAAAGUUCUGAUAUUUUAUUGAAACGUAUUGAACGUCUCAUUAAAAAUGUAAAUGAUAAAUUGAAUCGUAUCCAGGAAAAUAAUGCUGAGGAGCAUCAUCAUCAUCAACAAGAAGAAGAUGGAGAAGAAGAUAGAGAAGAAGAGGAAGAUAAUAACAUCAAUGAAGGGGAUGAAUUUGAGAAUACAACCAACCACAUACAUUUGGAAGUGUUUCAUGAGGAAGUUGGGGUCAAAGAAGAAGAAACUGAACACCACCGAAGUCAUGAGGAGGGGGAGGAAGAGGAUGAGGUAGAAGAAGAGCCUGUUGUGGGCAACGUAAAUCACGAAAGAAGUGAGCAUGAAGACUCUCAAACAGAAUUGUAUGGCCGAGAUAUUGAAUUUCUACGCCCCGAUUUAAAUGGUUGCCAUGAAUUGACUAAUGAAAACGGCGUUGAUGAGUCAUUGCGCAUUGAUGGAAUAUAUAAAUUUGCCAGCCCCGAUAUCAAUGAAAUCGAAAGAGAUUUUAACGAACGUCUUUGUGUCUUUGUAAAUAGUAGUUCGCCAACAGAUGUAGCCUGGACCGUAAUACAACGCAGGUUACCCUUGGAACAUCCGGAGAAUUUCAAUCGCUCUUGGUCAGAAUAUCGCAAUGGUUUUGGUUCUUUGCAACAUGAUUUUUGGUUUGGCAACGAAUUUAUACAUCGUUUGGUCUACAAUGAAGACUAUGAGCUGCGCAUCGAAUUGGAAGAUUUCAAUAGCACUAGGGUUUGGGCUGAAUAUGGUAUCUUUCGUUUGGAUAGUGAAGAAUUCAAUUAUAAUCUAUUAAUUGGAGAAUAUAAGAGUGAAAGUACUGUGGCCGAUGCUAUGCAGUAUCAUAACGAUAAUGAUUUUAGUACAUAUGACAGGCGCAACGAUAAAACCGUUGAUGCUUGUUGUUCGUGUGCCAUGGGUUAUGGUUCGGGUUGGUGGUUUGAUAACUGUUCCGAGGCAAAUCUAAAUGGCAUCUAUCGUUUUACACCUUGGGGCAAUAAUUACAAUGGCAUUAUGUGGGAAUUGUGGCAUGGCGAUUAUUCACUGAAAAGUACUCGCAUGAUGAUCCGGCCAAAGCAGCAGCACUCCGAAGAUCGUGAUGUUUUAUAUUCUUCCUCAUCAUAUUAUGAUAUUCAGGAGCAUCAUAACGAGGAUCCUUAAGAAGUGCAUUUAAUUACUUCAGUUUUUUUCCAAAUUGCAUUGGAUUUUGCUUUCUUAAUGAACUUUUAUCUGAUUCCAAACUAAUUUUUUCUUCCAAAUAAAUAUAUUUUUCCGAUUUUGUUAGUGAA